AUGGCGUUGCUUUUCGGCGUCGACGUGCAGCAUCUCUCGCUGCUUGUCUCGCUGGCCUCGCUGGCGCUGACCUUUUGGUACUACACGAACAUGGUGCUGCUGACGCAGCACCUGCAAGAGGCGAACACGAUGAACGUGAUUUACGCGGACUACUCGUCGCCCAAGACCCUGGCGGCGCUGGAGUACAUUGAGGACUUCAUCGAGCGUUACGGGAUCGACGAGUAUCCGUUCGCCUUCCUGCAGCAGCGGAAGCAGGGCAGCGAGGAGGGCCGGCAGCUGGAUCGUGCGCGCCGCCACCUGACGCAGUGGUUCUCGCGCGUGGAGUACUUUUACCACUUUGGCUACUUGAAGCGCGAGGCGCUGCGCAAGUUCCCCGGCGCCGAGCGCGCCAAGUACUUCCUUGACCGCGUGGAGCCCCUCGAGUUCGUCAGCCGCAAAACCACCCGCCGCAAACACGCCGGGGUCUUUGACUUCCUCCGCGCGCUGUACCAUCUCAAGAAACACACCCUCCGUCCAGCCUUCGUCGAAAAAGUGAGCCAACUCCUCGACGCGGAGGAAUUGCGCCGCGGCGACCACGCUGGCUCCCGUCCCGGGGAGGCAGCGGCCGCGGAGCCGCGCGCGGCAGCCGGCGCCGCAGAGGCGCGCGGAGAGGGGAAGAGCGACGAAGGACAAGACGCCGUGCGAGGGGAGGCGGGCGCGAGCGAAGCGGGCGGGGGCCCAGACCGCGCGGCCGAGUCCCCGCAGGCGGAGGCCGUAAAGGGAGACACGGGCGACGCGGGGGGCGCCGUGGCGGCGGAGGCGGAGGCAAAGGCCGCGGAGCAGCGGCGGGCUGAGGGCCUCGGACUGCUGAGCGGAGAAGGCACGUCUGCGUUCGAGAACUCGACGCCGCGGAGGCGCUUCAACGCGUACGCGAUGGAAAGCACCGGCGCGGAGGGCGAAGAAGACGAAGAGGACGAUGACGACUCCGAGCCCGAGGCGCGCGGCGACACAGCAGAGGAAGACGACGAGGAGAGCGCCGAGGAUCUCAAGGGGGAGGCAGAAGAGGGAACAAAAGUGAAGCCGAAAGACGCAAAAGACGACAGAGGAGGACGUGCAGGCGCGGAGAGCCAGAAGGCUUCUGAGCGAGCGCCGGGCGGCGCGCCAGACGGGACAGACCAAAGGGGAGAAGAGUUGUAG
Molecule: messenger RNA, 1176 nt
Organism: Besnoitia besnoiti
Lineage: Eukaryota; Apicomplexa; Conoidasida; Eucoccidiorida; Sarcocystidae
Exons: 1
Coding region: 1-1176 (391 amino acids)
Source: RefSeq, a predicted model, not a curated record